Molecule: messenger RNA, 9905 nt
Organism: Ornithorhynchus anatinus (platypus)
Lineage: Eukaryota; Metazoa; Chordata; Mammalia; Monotremata; Ornithorhynchidae
Gene: AKAP11
Product: A-kinase anchoring protein 11
Biological process (GO): intracellular protein localization
Cellular component (GO): cytoplasm
Molecular function (GO): protein kinase A binding
Source: RefSeq, a predicted model, not a curated record
GGCGGCCGCAGCGGGGACAUGUCGGGGCGGCGAGGGGGACGCGGACGCCGGGGGUUUUUGGAAUAACUCUCCUCGAAUGCAAACAGCUGCAUAACCAUGGAUUCCUACAGUAGAGUUGGAAAAAGUCAAGUGAAGUCUAGAAUAUCAGUCAAAAGAGGCUUCAGUGAAGGCGUGCAGCAGUCUGUGAAGUCUUUGCUACAGAGCCAAAAAGAAUUAUGCAGCGUGUCAGCGGGGGAAUACUUAAAACAAGAUGAAGCCAGCAAUUUGAUUGAGGUCACCUUCUUAGGUUUUUCCGAGGCGGCCGAUGAAGCUCAAGUGCAGGAAUUAGCUGCCAUGUCUCUGGAUCUCCCAGAUCUUCUGAAAUCUCUCCACCUCUGCAGUCUAAAUGAAAAUGAAAUCAUUUUUCUGAAGGACAUAAAUAAGACCUUGGAAGCAGAUGAUGGCUCUCUAAAACAGAAUCAUGUUCCUGGAGUGCUUUGUGUGAUGAGAGUAUCGCCGGUAACAUUCCCAGGAGUAAGAGUUGAUUUUGUGUUUAAUCUGCUGAGCAAAUAUGCUACCGGCAUAAGAUACACCUUGGAGACCUAUUCACCUGAAAAGCACCACCUGGAGUCAUCUGGAGAUGAUGACACCAAUCAGUCAGUGUCAUCUAUCGAGGAUGAUUUUGUCACAGCUUUUGAGCAUUUAGAUGAAGAGGAGCCGUCAAAGCCGCCCAGGGCUGGGAUAAGCAGUGCUAUGCCAAGGAGCCAGCAAGAUGCUGCUUCCCAGACCCAUCCUGCUCAGGGCUCGGAAGCUAGUAAUUCAAAGAGUCUUACGAGUGCCGGGCGAUGGAAAUCAUCUGCUAAUUCUUCUGCUUCUCUGAUGAACGUACUGAGACUGAAAGAACUACCUUCUUCGAAAAAUUCAGUCACGACAUCUAUUUCAGAUCCUUGGAUACAAAGGAGUUUGUAUAGGUCAGGUAAUCCUGCAGAUAAAGGUACUGUUUUACAGAAAACUUUUCUCUCCUCCUCUCCCGCUGACUCAUCCGAUUCAGCCUGCUCAAGCCCAAGUCCCGUUCUUUUCUUGGAUGAAGAGGGUUAUCAAAAAAGUCUGAAGGCAAAGCUGGAGCUGCCCCAAAUCCCCGGACUGAAAGAUGGCGUAGAGGACUCGGACUCAGAAGUGAGUGAAUUUUUUGAUAGCUUCGAUCGCUUUGAUGAACUGGAGCAGGCUUUGGAGAGUGCCGUCCAAGGGGCGAGAGACCAGGUCCAGAGCGAUCCAUCCCAGAAGAGACUACACAAGCAGGAGAAGGCUUCUUCCGUACCUACUAUGAACCCUCCAAAAUUCAAGUUUGAUCGCCCCACUCUCCCAGCUAAUGUAAGAAAGCCAACUCCUCGGAAACCGGAAUCCCCCUUCAGUAGCCUGUACGACGCUCCAGACUCUCCUCGCCCGGUGAAAACGUGUGGAGACGAUGGCAGUUUGUUUAGUCCCAUUCGAUCCUCCGCUUUCAGCCCUCCCGGAGGCUGUAACACCAGUGAAUGUUUCUGUCAGAUAGAAGACAGCGGAGAUAAUGAAAACCACGAUACGCUUCAUCGUGCUUAUUCGGAUUACGCGAACAGCGUUUCACGUGACAUACUUAGUUCAGCUUUUCAUUCUCGGUCUACGACAGCCCCCGAACGUCCAGAGAAUGCGUCUUUCGUUGAUCGUUUUGCAUCAGAGGAGGGAAAAAAUCAAACAGAGGAGCCCAAACGCAAAAGUUUGGGAGAGGAGCUUAACUGGAAGGUGAAAUACCAAAGCAGAUCUUUAACGCUCAAAGAUAGCCUUCAGAAAUUUGCAGCAGACCUUGUGGAGAAAAGUUUCGGUAGUGCAUUUAAAGACUUACGAAAAGGAGUCUCAUCUUGUACCAGUGCACUGUGUCAUUUAGCUAUCAAAUUAACUUCUUCGGUCUUUCAAAUGGCAUUUUAUGAGCUUGGAAGACGGAGAGCGUUUUCCCUCAAAGAACGUGCCGUCAAUAGCCUGGCUAAUUUUUUGGUGAGCGAAGCUCUGACAACUGCUCUGAAAGACUUGCAGUACGUAAAAAAGCAGAUAUUCACGAGCACAGUAGCGAGAUUCGCCGCAGACCUGGCUGAAGAACUUGUCUUUGAAGGAAUUAUGGAAGUCUGCCAGUUUUCUCAUCCACCACCGCACACAGGUACACACCGCAGGUCCUUUGGGAACGAUGACAAGGCGGUGAUGUCGUAUGCUAGAGAUUUGUCUGAUUCUGUCAUUCAGGAAGCAUUCAUUGAACUCUCGCAAGUUGAUGUGACCUUUACAACUCAAGCAGCAAUUAGUGUUUCAGUGAACAAUAUAAAGUAUGUAAGUGCAGAAAAUGUCUUUCGGUCCACACAGACAUCCGCUUCGUUGCCUUCUUUUCCCAGCAGAAUGAUGGUACCGCCGAGGCCAGUGCAGGAAUCUGGAAAAGAAUUUACAGUACGACAAGCUUUAUUUUGUACUACUGGGUUAGUUACUUCUGUACCAGUGCCCUCGGCAGGAAGUACUCUUUGCCAGUAUCUGACUUCAGCCAACACGUGUAGAGACUCCCCCAAAGCACGCUUUACAGGUUUAGAAAAGAAAGAAGAGCUGUCUUGCCUUAGAAAUAUUUAUCUAACGCCGGAACAUAAUCGAAGUAGUGAAAAUCACCCUCAGUCUCCCUGUAAUCCGCAUGAUCUGCAACUAACCACCGAUAGUGGAAUGAGUAGCAAUUCAGAGCUAGCAAACGGGACGAUCGAUAUCGACCAUUUUUCUGGAACAAUGGUGGAUAUGAUAGUAAAUGAAACUUACGAAACGAUAACUUCACCUAAGGUUGCAAAAACAGUGGAAGAAUAUUCAGAUUUUUUAACAAGAAAAAUCCCAGGGGGGAAGAAAAGUUCUCCACGACGCGUGGGUGAAAAGAGCUCCAAGGUGUUCUUUGCCGAUCAUUUAUCCAGAUAUACUGUACAACAUUCCGUAGGCGAAACCAAAUCAUUGGGAUCAAAUGCAAGUAAGAAUGCGGGGUGUGAUACAGGGGUACCAGCAAGCCCGAGCAGUGUUCACAAGGAUGUGUGUAGUAAAAGAUGGAUGAAGAAACACGAACCCGAAACACAGCAGUUCUCAGUCGUGCCUGGGGAAGAUAAAUUGCCAGAAACGAAGCCCUCCAAGUUUCUCACUGCCCCAGUUCACUCAACCCAGUGCUUGUUUUCAGCAGAAAGGGACUGUGGUCAAGAACGUAAAGGGUCAGUAACUCACAGGUUUUCAUCAACUACCCCACCACCGUUUCCACCUGGGACUCCCCAGACGAGCAGUUCAGGUGAGAUUACUACUGACGCAGCAGUCUGCUCGCUUAAACCUUUCGGUAAAUUAUUGAAAAGACAGGAACAGAGUAAGACAGCUCAAGCUGCUUUCCCUUCCGGGCAAGAAAGUUGCGUGUCUCACUCCCAAGCCUUCUUACCGAAAUUGCUUUCCGGUGAGGACGUUCUGUUUGAGGAAGACAAGCAACCGAGCAGAGAUGAAAGUGUCGUGACACCGGGCACCCCCCCGCCAACUCCUCUAGGACCACCCCAAACUGAUCCCGAAUGGAAUUUGCGGAAGUUAACCAAGAAACUAAAGGGAGAGCUAGCAAAAGAAUUUGCACCCGCCACCCCACCCUCCACACCUCAUAAUCCGUUCAUUACUAAUUUGUCCGACGCUGAGCCCCGAACCAUCGAAAAAGAAGAAUUCAUGCUGAAACUCAUGAGAUCGCUCUCAGAGGAAGUAGAAAGCAGCGAAGAUGAAGAGCAUCCUAAAAUGUUUCUCGAUGAGGUAGAGCGUUCACGGAAAACAGUUCAGUAUGCAGAUGACUUAGCGACACACAUCAUUUCUCUGGCAACUGAAAUGGCUGCUUCCCAUUUAGAAGAUAAAACCAUCCAAACCCCCGUUACUAAAACUUGUCGUUUCGAUGUUCGCAACCAAAGACGUGGGAGUACUGCCUCUAUAAGUAUCCCAGAUGAAAUUGUACGAUCACUGUGGAAAUAUGCAGGGGAUGUGGCCCGGGAGGUCAUCAGCGAGGCUAAAACGACAGUAACAUCGAGGCAUUGUAAACAACUCAGGCUGAAGAGAGUGAACUGCCCCUGGAGCGGCCUUUAUGGAAAGAGAGCUGAGAAAGAAUGUCUGUCAAAACAGAAGAGGGAGGCACUCUCCGAGCAGGGACCGAGAGAAGUCGAUUCAUCAGUUCUUUCUUUGCCUCAAGAUCCCUGUAUGUCAGGUCUGACGUCCAGGUAUCCCAGUUGCGAGAGUGUGACAGAUGAAUACGCCGACCACAUCAUACAAGUUCUACGAAGGGAAGGCGGCAGCCGGGAGUUGUUAAUGGAUCAGUAUGCCAGUAGACUUGCUUACAGAUCUGUCAAGUCAGGGCUGCAGCAAGCCUCGAAGAAAAUGAAACUGAAAUGUAACAGAAGAAUACUGUCUCGGCGGAGCUCACAGGUGAGCACUAAAAAUGAGCUGUUGGAGUUCUUAAGCAAGGAACGGGACCAAGGUGUAGAGGCAGAGAGGCAGAGCAAAAGAAACGUAGUUCAUAAUUGCGCACAUCAAGCCCGGGAGGUAACCGACGACUCCCGGAGAACUGAGAAUGCAGAACUGGUACAUUUUUCAGAUUGUCUCGCUCAGAACAUAACCCACGAUGUCCAGAAGAGCCUGCAAAUGGCCACCUUUUGCCUGCCAAAAUCCUUAACUGAUUCUUGCCUUUACAAGAAACCUAAACGUGAUAAAGUUCCUGCGGAUCUCAUCAGAACAACAUUUUCUAAGCCUCUUCUGCCUUCUUCAGGGAGACAUAAACUUUAUCGUAGCACCGGCAGUUUAGAUGAAUAUGAAUUGGGAGACGGUGUCUUUCAAACUAUCGAACGGUAUGCCAGGAAAGUAGUGGAUGACUCCAUGGAAAUGAGUUUGGAAUCUGCUGUUCUCCAAAGCGCUGAAAACAGAAAAUCUACAGAUAGGUUCACUUACGCGGCAAAGUUGUCGCCCCUUUCGGGAACAGCCUGCAGAUACUGUAGUGUAAAAGAACACCAGUAUUGUAGUGGAAUGUCAUCGCAGUCCCUUUCCGGACCGGAGCCAACUGUUAGGAGCAAGGCGGUGUCUAAUUCAAGACUUGGCGUAGUCUGUCAGAAAUCGAGAAUCCUUCAUCUUGACGUUCCCAGGAUCCACAUUAAUCUUGAACAGAAGACAGAAUUUGCCGAGAAGGUAGUUGCCGCCGCUAUUGAGAAAGCAGAACGAGAACUGAGUAAUACCAGUCUGACAGCUGAUAGCGGAAUUGGGCAGGAUGGUGUUAGUUUCGCUGAAAGCCUUACUACCGAAAUAAUGACUUCAGCCAUGACAAACAUUGGUCACACUGUUAAUAUAAGUUCACUAGGAAAAGAAGGACUACUUCAGUCAGCUCAGUCUGUCGGGAAUCAGCAGAUGAGUCUGAGUAUCGGGGACGAUAGCACCGGCAGCUGGUCCAAUCUCAGUUUCGAAGAUGAACAUCAGGAUGAGAGCAGCAGUUUCCUUCAUCUCAGCGAUAGUAUUGGUAUCAGCAGUAGCUGGAGCAGUCUUGGUUUAGAAGGAGAUAUGUAUGAGGAGAAUUUAUCCUUUCCGCCAUCAGACAGUGAUGGAGCAGACGAUAAAGAUGAAGAUCUGCAGGGCAUAGGACCAGGCCUGGGACACGCUGGGAAGACGUUGUUAGUCACGAAUUUUGAUCUGGACCCAUGUGCCGGGGACGCCCAGCUGAGAACAGUUCUGCAGUGGCUUGUUGCCUCUGAAGCAGAGGUGACCCAGCUUCAUUUUCGUGACCUGGCAAAGAAAGAUUUCAUACAUUUUUCAAAAAGAUUACGGGAGAAAGAAUGGAAAGUCGGAGAUGUCCUGCAGGCUGUGCUGAAAUACUGUGAAAUGCAGGACAAGGUUUCUGAUGAGGAGAGGAGUAAACCAUUAUUUUGCUGGCUCUUGGAGAACGCCUAAAACAAAUCCAAAGAUGAAAAAUCUUCUUUACUUUGGUUUUUUUUUUUUCAUCGAAGGAGGAAAGUAUAGGUCAUGGUUUUGAAGAAAAAAAAACAUAAAUGGUGAAUGUUCCCGUUCGCAUUCAGAGAGACUGAUGGGGAGUCAAUCUAUCUUUGCUGUAAAUGCUUUGUGAUGCAGAGUGUGUAUGCAGUAUGUUUAGUUUUUCCCUUUGCAAUCGGUAUCAGAAUAAUAUGUUUAUUUAAUCUCAGUUUAUAUGCGUGUUGCAUUCAGAUUGUAGGAAAACUGGGUGAGAGAAAUCUGAGCAGGUGCUGGUAUCUGACAGGAUUUCCAAUGUAUCCGGAAUGCUGCUGGCUGUUUCUACGGUUUGGAAUAAGCCGUUCUGUUCUGGAGGGAGCUGUUCAUAGAUUCUAGCAGCUGACCUUUUUGCCUGCUUCAACUUCUGGUGUCAUGUACACUCCGUUUUAAAAUCGCCCCUUAAAUUCAUCUUCUGAUGGCAACUACUUUUACGAAGGACGAAAGGUCAUUCUUUCCUUUAGGGAAAUCUUCCCUUCAUCAGCCAGCACUGUUUUUAUCAUCCUCUUCCUUUUUCAUGGUUUAUAUAUAUAAAGAUUUUUCGUUCUUUAAGUGCUCGAAUCCAAAAAGCAUAAUUUUUACAAAAUGGAAAUGUUAGAACCUUAAAGUAACCACAUACCUGACAGAAGUCUUUUUUCAAGUAGUACUUGCAAGAACAACCAACCCAUUCUGGAAUGGAAGGAUGUGUGUGUUUAUGUGUAAAUAUUUUGCUCUACAAAUGCUGCUUCCUGGUUAAGGACCCUUUUAAAGGAGUUCUUCAAAUCCAGACAUCUCUGGAAUUGGAGUUUAGAUUUCUAUGCACGGUUUCUGUUCAAAUAUGUUAAGUUCCCAAAUUUACCCCACAGCCUGGCUCCUUCCACAAAGGUCACUAGUGUUUAUGGAUUUUAGGUGUACCGCAUAGAUUACAGGUAUUUUAAAGUGGAAUUUUAUCUGCUAGAAUGAUUACAUUCUGAUGUUUGUCGUGGAGGACCUACAGGCUUGUGGGGAUGUAUGGGUGUGUUUGGUAGAGAGGCUUUUCGACCUCUCCUUUCCUGCCCAAACCCUCCCAAGGGUUCUGGCACCUAAGGAAGCCUAAAGCAGGAUCUCGACUGAAGAUUUGGGGAAUGGAGCUGGCAGGGAGGAACGUGAAAGUGUGUGUCUGUGUAUGUAUGCAUGUAUGUAUGCUCGUGAUCGCAUGUGGCUGCGUGUUCUGUGGCUGAGAGUUGUUUUCUAAAUCAUUCAUUUUGGGAGACCAGAUCUGGGAGGAAAAGAGGUAUUGGUGAAAUUCUCAGAUGAUCGUGUUUUGAGACACUUUUCCUUCGCCCAGCCUCUGUAUCACCGCCAUUGCUUUCUAUAAAUCCUUCUUCUAGGUGAAAGUUGGCAAGUUUUUUGAACCAUUUGAAGUUUGUGAAUACACCUGACUGUGUAAAAGAGUGCUCGGGCACCAGCUUUUUAGACUACCCAUUUUCUACUGCUUUUUAUUGUCUGUUGCUAGUCGAUAUUUUUUUGAAGUAGGGGACUGAGUCGUGAGUGACCGUUUCCUCUUCUGUGCUCCACCAACAGAAGACUUGGGCAACUCAUUAGAAAUAAGGACCCCUAUGGUUCUGCCUUUACUGAGCACUCGGCUUCUAGGUGUUGCAUAGAAUAACUAAGACACCCCUUGCCCAGGUAACCUAAGGUAAAUAAAAUGUUUGUACAGUGACAGUAUUAUAAUGAACUCACCCUAAUUUAAUUUGGUUUUGUUUUUUUUUUUUUUUUAACUCCGUCUCAUUUCAGCUCUUUGAGAGUAUUUUAUUGGAAAGCAAGUAGUAGAAUGAUCUUUUUCAAAUUCAGUUUUCUCUGAAAUGCAUGUAAUGUAUUAUCAGAAUUGCCUCUCUUUUUCAAAGCUUGGAUGGAAACAUCUCUGACUCUCUAGGCGUCAGGAAGAGUCUUCCUUUAUUAUCGUUAAGUAAGUGUAUUGGUGAUCAAAUUUGUGUUGCACUCUAGUGGAAAUAUAUUAAAAGCUACAAAAUUAUGGUCAAAAUCAUAGAUGUCUGUAGGUUUAAUCAGCAUCAGAACAGAAUUCUGAAUUUCAGUUUUGCCUUGGUUUUGCUGAGAGAUUUUAACUCAGUUUUGAUUUAAAGUUCGUUUUGUGUCUCCUUUUCCAAACCUCUGCAGAGCUGUGUUGAGUUCAGAGUAACAUCAUCUAGCCAGCAUGUAGACUGCUGCUGUUAAACAUUUAUCUGAAAAACUGUCAUCUCAGAAAGGCUCAAAAAUUUAGAUGUGAUUGACAACACUUAACGCCACACUCCAAACAAAUUAAGAAAUCAUUAGAGAGAAGACAGUUACACAGAUGUAUAAAUAUAUCCAUUCAUUGAGCUCCCUGGAGUUGGAAGAACUGCCAAGCACCUCUUAUUCAGUUUUAAAUUGGUUUUCUCUAGAGGUACUUUCUUUAUGUAAAUCAUUUUUUAAAGAGCUAUUGAAUCGAACUGGCUGGUUUGAAUAAUUGACUAUUUCAUGACUGUACGUGCUGGAAUUUAGCAACAUUUCCACUUUGUGUCUGCUUCUUUUCAAAGCUUGGGAUGAAGUGUCCACUUCGUGGAAAUUUCAAUCCUAAUAUGCUCAGUUUUUUUUAAGAAAAAAAUUGUUCUUAUCAAACAGCAUCCUUUUUCAAUAAACUCCCUCUCGAGAGUUCCAGAAAAAUAAGGAAGGGAUUUAAUUUCAGACCGAUGGAUACAGAUCUGAGGGUUGCCUUUCCCAAGCCAAAUUUCAAUCCCAUUUUAAUAUUUAAAAAUUAUCAUUUGUGAUAGUUUUAAAUAUUUUCUAGUUCUAGUUUUCUAGUUCUAGAGCUGGAAGUGAAAAACUAUCACAAAGAGAAGUGAUGGUAUAAAUUGCAAGGUUUUAUAAUAGAUUUAAGGACAUGAAAAAGCAUACUCUUUUAUAAUGUUACUCGAGAAGAGCCUGGUUGAAUCUCUGAGGUAAAAUUAAAUUAUUUUGUUUUUGAAAAAUAUCUAACUUUUCUUUCAAAUAUCAAACACAAGAUUCUCCAUCCAUGUUUCUUAGAGCGAGCUUAAAUAAUGGGCCUGGUUCUGAGCGUGAGAAGGGAAUGCAUUGCUUAUUUGUGUCCUAGAAGAAGUUGCUUACCCCUUGAAACGAGCUCCGGGUGAGCAAUCCACUCAUCUUUGGUCAGCCAGUCACAGCUCCCCGUUUCUGGUGCCAUUUCGAAGCCGAUCACGCUCUCCCGCAGUCCUAUGUCCAAAUGCUCUCCUAGCAAAUUUAGCAGACUUGUACAUUCGACAUUUUUCUAAAAUUAAGCUCCGAUAGUUCCCUUUUCUGCAAGGAGCAGUUUAUCCUGAGGUGGAUAUAGCACUUGAGUUCCGAGCCCUGUCACCAGCACAGAAAUUUGUAUUUGGAUAUUUUAAAAAUGCAUUUACAAUACCAAGGGGAGAAACAGAAUUUUAAAUUUUUUGUUGUUAAAUGACAUACAAAUGUUUUCACCAAGAAAACGCUGUGAAGCAUUUACUGUAUUUCUGCUUUGAAGAAGCAGGUACAGUGUUAGCCACUGUGGUCACUUUAUUUUUACUGGCUACAUACAUUCCUCUUGUAAAGGUGGACUUGUAGUUCUAGAGUUCAUUGACCCAUUGUAAUGUUUGAAUUGUAUUUAAUAUCAAACUUUAAUAUAGCUGUAUCUGCUACUAAUUUUGUUUACUCACGCAGUGUUAAAAGAUUCACAUCCUCAUUUAAUCAGUUGCAUACGAGUGCAGUUUAAAUAACCGUAAAGUUGAUGUAACUGUACUGAGUGACUGCUAUAAGGUGAUCUUGGUAAUUUAAUGGUCUGUUCAGUUACCAAAUUAUGAAUUUCAAGUUGCACUAAACCUGUCCUUGUUUUAGCAGUGGUUUCAAUAAACAUUUAAAAGAAA